This is a messenger RNA of Podospora anserina S mat+, 2727 nucleotides long. RefSeq lists its product as uncharacterized. The record is from RefSeq and is a predicted model, not a curated record. The transcript is spliced from 2 exons. The coding region runs from base 1 to 2727 and encodes 908 amino acids. NCBI's taxonomy places the organism in Eukaryota, Fungi, Ascomycota, Sordariomycetes, Sordariales, Podosporaceae.
AUGGAACCCCGCGGCAGGUCCCCCGUGCUGUCGUCGCGUGUAGCACAGAAGGGAGGCAGCAUGAAUAUAUGCAUCCCCCUUCGACCACGGCACCAUGACCGGAAGACUGCAGCCGCCGACAUUGACCUCAUGGCACAGGGUCAAGACCCUGUUGACCGUUACUCCAGGCCUGCCGCAGAUGCUUUGUCUCUGUCUGGGUCAACACCGCCCCAGAGCCCAACCAUGGCCAGCUUUGGCGUUGGUGGAGGUCCCAAGGUUAUCAUAUCAGAUAUGAUGACCAAGCCUCAUAGCCGCCCUCAGCUCAAGUCCAUGGACUCACGCAGCAGCCUCAAGAAAGCCAAGGACCAAGACACUACUGAGUACCAGCCUGCAGACAAGGACUUCCGCAAGACCCAUCGGGCCGUUGGGUCCAUCGACUCCAUCCUCACCUCCACAACCUGUGUCAACACUGCCUCUUCCUGCAGCCGCGCAGAAUCACGCCUUUCCCGGGAGAUCCGCAUCGAGGUGGAAGAUGCUGACGACGGAGAGGCCCCGAUACUUGCCUACCACCCCAACCUCGCCAACAUGUUUUACUCGGAAAGCAGAAAUCAUUUGGGUGUGCCAUCCCGACCUAGUUCAAGCAUGACUUGCAAGAAGCUGGAGGAGGAAGGUGAGCUGGACGAGGACAGGCUCAUUGAUGAAAUCUCGUCCUGGGUCCUGCGGAACACUUGUGGCAAGGAUGUCGAUGACUGCGCAGCUCCUUUGAUGAUAUGGGAUUGCACAUACCGCUAUGUCCAGGAGCUUUCCAGCGUGGCCCAGGAUGGAACCAUGGGCAUCGUGCAGGCAACGUCUGGACAGGGGACACCAACGUCACAGGGUGGUGGUACGCCGGGAGAAGGAGGCUAUGAUCAACAGUCCUCCGGUGGUUAUUUCAUCAAGGGGAAGAGAAAGGCUGAAGGGGGAGGCAGCGAUGAUGGAAGCGGGCUGGGAGGCCGGGACCACAUGGGAGGAGGGGAUGAUGAUGGGGAUACCACCAUGGCCGCCCAGGGGUACACCAGCAAAAACACAACAAACUUCAGCUGUCCUUACAGAAAGAGAAACCCUCUUCGAUUCAACGUGCGAGACCAUUAUGUCUGCGCUACACACUCAUUUUCCGACAUGUCACAACUCAAAAAGCACAUUCGUGCUCACCACCCACCUGUUCAGCGAAACGCGGGUCCAUUCCUUUGCCCUCGGUGCUGCAAGGGCUUUCCUUCGAAAAACGACCUCGACUCUCAUUUGCGGCAACCAGAGCCAUGCCGCCUCUCGGUUGAUCACGGCGGAGCUAACCCGGAAGAUGGUAUUACCCAGAAAAUUAUUUCGUCGCUCGAGGCCAGAAGUCUCAAGGCCAAGAUCGACAACUGGAAAUCAUUGUGGAAGCUCUUGUUUCCACAUGACAGGGAGAUUCCGGAGCCAGAAUUGCUGGAACUGCAGUAUCGACAUGUUCUUGAUGGGGCAACACACAUUGGAGAUAUCGACAUGAAGAUUCACCAAGGGCUGAAAAGAAGCAUCAAGUCCAUCUACAACUGGAUUGAAACCGUGGUCCAGGAUUGGGAGAAGAAAAUUUCAGGCGCGGUAUCUUUCUUCAAUGUGAAUCCGGUGGAGAAUACAGUUGUGGAUGUUUUCGACACAGCCAGCUGGGCCCCAAGCGGACAACGGCUGACACCCUCUCCUGCUUCCACUCCAACUAUGCUAUCAGGAAGCACAGGUAUGGUCAGCACAAUGGCCGGAACGACACUGGUCGGAACAGAAAGCCCUGGACGCGGCGCUCCUUCGGCUGCAGCAAGAAGACGUCCCAACCCCGUGAAGAGGAUCAAGAGAGCCGAAGUUCUGCCCAAGACGCAGCCAACCACGCAGAUCCCAGUGCCCAUCCAGCGAGCACGAACUCCCCAGGGACAAGCCAGGGCGAUCAACACCUCAUUCCGGCCACCGUCGGUUCUGCCAAGUCAGUCUGCGCUCAUGCCAGCUUCAACAAGUGGACAGAUGGAGCAGCCAAUUGUAGCCUUUCAGCAUCCCAACUGGGACUCGCCUCCUGUCUCCAUGCCCGCCAACUAUGCCAUUCCUUACACCACCGCCGGAGACAUGUUCCAGUCUCCAGAUCUCAUAACAGCACCAGCCCACUACUCACCUGUUCCGAUAGGACCAAGCCACCUCGAGGUUCAAAAUUAUCUUGCAAACCAAGAGCACCAAGGCGCAGUUCACGUCCCCACAGGCGAGGGGCUCCAGCAGCACGACAUGGUUCCCCGACCACAAUCCACGGCAACGAUCCGAGCAAGCCGUCUCAUAACACCCAGGUCCUCCGUUGCCUCGACUUGGAUGCGUGACGAAAAUCGCGACUCGGCUCAGACUCUCGUCGAAGAUCACCCCCCAGGACGCUGUAACAACAUGUACUGUCCUUCCUGUAGCAAGCCCUUGCCGGAUGACAUGGGGGUUACCAUGCACGUCCAGUCGCCGAUAGGCAUGCACCACGGUGUUGUCGGACCCGGCCAUCCUCACCAACAGCAGCACAGACAUCAGCUCCAUCAACAGCAGCAGCCACAUGAGAUUUACGGUCAAGGUGGCCAUACCACAAUGCCUGGCUUUACCCCGACUACGGGGCCAAUGGAGAUGCAUGGUCUGCCCGGAAAUGAGGAGGUCGAAUGGGGAUUUCACGGAGGGGCGAACCCGAACAUGUUUGGCGGACAUGGAGGCCCGCAGGAGGGAUACUAA